This is a messenger RNA of Nylanderia fulva, 10299 nucleotides long. Lineage: Eukaryota; Metazoa; Arthropoda; Insecta; Hymenoptera; Formicidae. The record is from RefSeq and is a predicted model, not a curated record.
GCGGCCUCCAUGUGCGUGUGUCUGCGCGCGCCGUGUAUGCGCGCGUAUGUCGGAGAGCGUACGUCGGUAUUAUAGUGUACGCGAUCGAGUCGGUGCACCUCUCGGCCGUGGGCACAAAUCGCGAGUAAAAUGGAAGCGGAAUUUCGCUCCGAGGUUGAGGUCUGCCGUUGAAAACUGUGAACAUGGGAAGGUCCAAGUUUCCCGGGAAGCCGCCAAAGACGGCUACCAGGAAACGGAUCAAGGUGCUCGGCCAACCUAAGGCAGCGCAAAACGAUCCGGUAACUGUCGCCGAGAACAUCUACUACGGACUUUCCCUGUUCAACGAAACAUUCGGUGACAACGACAAGGAACAUCCACCGUUCCAUGGAUUUAGUACUAAAGAGGCUAACCUUUCUGCAUCUUAUAUAAAAACACAACAACACAAUGCAGAAAAAAGCACGGAUAAAUUAUCCUCUGUUACAGUCAAAAAUCUUGCAUCACAGUCAAAUACGAAGAAAGACAUUACCGAUGUUAAAAAUUCUCCUACGGACAUUGAAUCAGUAAACAACAUCUUGGAUCAGCAUCAAAGAACUAGACAGUUACGAAACAGUACAGCGAAAAGAUUGCUUCAAAGGGCGAAAUCUAAUGGAAGUAACACACGCAACUUGGUAUUGCAUUCUGGGGAGAAAUCUAGCACAGUAAGAAAAUUUAUUUUACCCGUUCGCAGUGUGCAUUCAUCGAGGGUUAUUAAACCGAAUAAGAGAUUUAUCGAAGAACUGGAAGAGAUUUCUAAUACAGAGCACAGCGAGAAUGAAAUUGGUACACAGGUGAAAAAGGCUAAAUUAAAUGUGGAUAAGCUUAGCAACCGGGAAUCAAAAGGAGAUGUGGUUAGUAAGUCGUGUACAAAGUUUAAAGAUAAAGAGCCAAGAAACAAGGCGAAAAAGGUGAUUGAGACUGUAAACGCUUUUGAUGCCGAGAUUGUAUCUCAGCAAGUGAAAGAUGCAGAGAAAUCGGCAGGUUCUGUUCAAAACGCACAAAUAUCAAAAAUCACUCAUAGAGAGGUAAAGAAAUCCCACGCUAUAUCGUAUAAGAAUAAAAUAUCAAACGAUACAUCCGACAACUCUAAUAAUAAUCAGGAAUGCUUACAAAAUUCGAGUAGAGCGGCACAAACGACAAAAUCAACAGUUCCCAGAAAUCAGAAACAGAUUUCUAUUCCUACAAAAGUUCUUCCCGAUUCUAAUGUUCCAAACUUUGAGUCUUCCAGGGUUCAAACGAGAUCAGGAACUCAAAAUGAGAUAGCGAACGAUUUAAAUAAUCUGACGAGCUUCGAAAGUGGUGCAGGAUUAUCAGAAGGUGACUGUGCGAAAAUCGUAGAUGAAUCUGAAAAUGAUAAUAAGACUGUGGUUAAUGCGUUAAAUAAUUUUGAGACGGAAAGCAAUUUAUCCGAAAGCGAAAAUGAGCACAGUAAUCAUUCGGAUAACGAGCAAUCUGAAAUCAGUGGAAUGAAACUCAAUGGAAAAGUGAUAUUGAGAAAAGCAAGAUUGAAAUUGGAUAAUAAAUGCUUGGCUGGAACAGAAGGACCAUUUUCAACGUCGAGCACCAGUAAUACCGUGGGAGGAAGCACUAACUUAGGAUUAACAGGAACUAUAAAAUGUGGUGUUUGUGGCGCGGUGCGAUUUUAUCGAUUUGUGAAACAGGCGCGCAAGUUUGGUAUAAACAGUUGCGAAUCUUGCCGCAAGUUUAUAAGUAAAAUGAUCAAGCGUCAAGCUUGCGCAAAAUCCUCAAACAAUGUUCUUCCUAUUCUCCAGUGUCAUAAAGGCGACGGUCUAUGUUUAGUUCCGCCUGUUGUGAGGAGCCAGCAGUGGAAUCUCAUGAGAUGCGUUUAUAAAACAAGAUGUCCGGCGUGUUGGUUAAAAAUGUGUUUGAAAUGUUACAACAUUCCAUUUGCUUUGAGGACAGGUUUAAACGCCUUGUUACCACCAUUAAUGAGAGACCCUCUAAGUAUUUCCUUGCCGCUCGGCCAAGACGAAGACGGUCAGGGACAAAAGUUGGGCUCGUGUAAACUCGCGUAUUGGCCUUCGGAAGACAGUUUGGAAAGAAAUUUGUUCAAAUCUGCGAUGGAUUGGAGAAAUUUCGACAUGGGACAGAAUGAAACGAAUUAUCAAAGUACCGGAGGCUUUCUCUAUACAAAGAUAGACAAAUUUGAUUCCUCGAUGAGUAUAUCGCCGAAUAAGAAGCGAAGAAAAAAUAAUAGGAUUAAAGUGAGAAGGAAAAUUAAAAGUCCAAUGCUCGCUUCUUCUACCAAUAAUCAGUAUCCACAGCCUCUUAGGCAAAGGGUCGAAUUGAAGGGACCGAGAGUAAAGCACGUUUGUCGAAGCGCCAGUGUCGCUCUUGGACAACCUAUUGCAACUUUUCCAAGUGCAGACACGAAAGAAGACAACGAACACGGCAAAAACAUUCCAAAAUCGGCAAAAGAAACGGAGAAAAUAGAGAAGAGAGACGAAGUGAUAAAAGAGAAAGAAAUGCAUAAGCAUAAUGAAGAUAAUAAUUUAAAUCCUAACGUUAAUGCGACGCAACAAUCUCAUUCAAGAAGGGGAAAAUCGCAACAGACUGUAUCAACAUCUCAUUUUCCAGUGAUGUCUAAGGCAGCUUCAGAUACCUUAUAUACAGUUUCCAUAGAUUUCUGGGAACAGUACGAUCCUUCGGAAGUUGGAGCGAAAGGAUUUGCUCUUAUCGGUUCAGAAUUGUUUCAUAUACCUGCUAUUUGUUAUUUAUGUGGGAGUGCCGGUAAAGAGCCGUUAAUUCACUGUCAAUGCUGUUGCGAGCCAUACCACGCCUUCUGUUUGGAACCCAGUGAAUGGAAUGCUUGCGCACAGCCAAACUGGUGCUGCCCCCGUUGUACAAUAUGUCAAGCCUGCCAUCUCAGAUCCGGUCCGAAAUUAUCUUGCAUCCGUUGUCGUCAGUCGUUUCACCAUUCAUGUUUGUCCAAGUCUGGUGUUAGCUCGAGAUUGUACAGUCCUGAUCGACCCUACGUUUGUCAAAGUUGUAUCAAGUGCAAGAGCUGUGGUAGCGAAGGCGUCAACGUUCACGUAGGCAAUUUACCUCUGUGCUCCAUGUGCUUUAAGUUGAGACAGCAAGGCAAUUAUUGUCCUUUAUGUCAGAAAUGUUACAACGAAAAUGAUUUUGACACGAAGAUGAUGGAGUGCAGCGAAUGUUCUUACUGGGUACAUGCUCGUUGUGAAGGCCUUUCGGAUGAGCGUUACCAGAUACUUAGUUAUUUACCCGAUUCGAUUGAGUUUACGUGCAGUCAAUGCUCCUCUAACGUAAACUCUGUCUGGAGAAAUGCCAUAGAAGCUGAGCUAAAGGCAGGUUUUAUCAGCGUCAUAAAAUCCCUAAGUAAAAAUCGCAAGAUUUGCAUGGCUCUCAAGUGGAGUCCCAGGAAGGAAUGUCUCUGCAGGCCGGCUUCGAGUGUGAGAGGAUUCGAAUUUCCUGGAGAGGACAAGAGUGAGACGAAAGAAAACGAGGAGUCGGAAGAGUGCAACGGUGACAAAUCUACGGAUACUGACUCGAGCUCGAAUACUAAUUCUAUAAAAUCCGAUGCGAAGGAACAUUCAACGGACGGUUAUGGUAGAAAAGGUCUGCGACGAUUGCGACAAAAAUUUCAUCUAAGAGAAUGCUCGGUUAGGGUAAAGAAUUGCGUUCCAAAAGAUUCACAAGACAUCGAGAGAAAAGAUACGACGGAAUCGUUAAUCUCCUCAAAUAUUAUGGAAUGCCGCUGCUCCGAGCAACAGAUCAUCGCGAGGCCUUCGGCUACUUUAAUGUCGAUAAAGCAAAAGGUAAAUAGUAACGAGUACAAAUCGCUAUCGCAAUUUCAUUACGAUAUGGAGCAUGUAAUCAACCGCGCUGAUCCGACGGAUUUAAUGGAGACUUAUCAUGAAAUUUUGCAAGAGGUAUUUCCCUGGUUUACUCCAAAAAAUUUCAAAAGCAACGAUGAUAAUGACGACGAUACAUUAACAUCUACCAAGGAUAAUAGCAAAGACUACACUGCUCCUCUCACGACAAGGUUUGAAGAUUCUAUUCUAAGAGUGUGGAAGGAAGAAGUGACAAAGGUGCCGAAAACGAUCGCGGCAAAAACGACGAAUUUAUAUAAUAUCCAUGUCGAAGACAGUAGAUCAUGUUGUUUGUGCAAGGGUCUGAGCGACGGACAGGAAAUAAAGGAGGGCAGAUUAUUUUAUUGCGGACAAAACGAAUGGGUGCACGCAAAUUGUGCACUAUGGUCGAACGAGGUAUUUGAGGAGAUCGAUGGGUCGUUGCAGAACGUUCACAGGGCUAUUUCGAGAGGUCGUUUGAUCCGUUGCACCGAAUGCGGUAAGAAAGGCGCGAGUAUCGGAUGCUGCGCGAAGAACUGUAGCAACACCUUUCACUUUUCAUGCGCGAGAAACAUUGGAGUCGCUUUCAACGACGACAAAACAGUAUUCUGUAUUUCACAUUCGAAUGAUUAUGCGCGCAAGUCAUUGCAAAACGAGAACGAGUUUAAUUUGAAGCGGCCGGUAUACGUAGAGUUGGAUCGUAAGAAGAAAAAGUACGCAGAACCUAAUAAAGUGAAAGUAAUGAUUGGCUCUCUGAUAAUUGACUGUCUGGGGACUAUCGUUCCCGAAUUUUCCGAUACAACCGAAAAGAUAAUACCAUGCGACUACAAAUGCUCCAGACUUUAUUGGUCUACAGUGAAUCCUUACAAGAUUGUAAGAUAUUACAUCAGGACUUAUGUGCAGGUACACAUGCCUGAUAUUACAUCCGACAUGGAAAAUAACAUCACCAUCGAUCAUACCAAGAAGCAAGAAAGGGAACAAGUAUCGGCGGAUGCACAAAGGGUCGACUACUUGGCCGUUAAACAGACCUUAGACACUCUCAUCGACAUCGUAUGCAGUAAAGAAGUUGACGAGAAUUUGGCGGAACAAAGCAACACGGAUCUUUUACCACCCGAACUGAAGGAGGCCAUAUUUGAAGAUUUACCGCACGAUUUAUUAGACGGGAUCUCCAUGCAGGACAUUUUUCCAAAAAUGUCGUACGAGGAUUUUUUAGCUAUGGACUUGAAAAAUGACGGUACCUUCAUCGCGGAUCUUUUCAAGGACGAUAUGUUGCCGUCGGAGAUUGAGGAGACGGUAAAACCGUCGGAGAACAAGAUCUCCAAAAUGGAUUCGUCUUUGCUGGAAUUAGGGACACACAACGAUCUCUGGUUGCGAUUGGAGGCGAAGACCGCGGUUCAAGAUCUCGUGGACGAUCUAUUCAACUCGAAGAGUCAGAAACGCGGCGGUAGGGAACUAAAACGAUCCAAAUCCGAGGUGAUGUCGAAUAAUCCGUUGAUUGUUGGCGGCCAGCGGCAUCAUCAACGCUCCUGUAGUCUUACUUGGAGUUGUAAAUUAGACAACACCUAUGGUCCUACCAUAAAGAGACGAAAGUUGCCCCGAAAUCCAUCCAGCACGAAGCCGAGUGAAACUGGUCUUAUUGUGUUAGAUGCUCAAAACGAACGCACGUCCAUGUUUCACGAACUGAGGAUUCCGGAAAGUAUCAUGCUCACCGUGGGAAGAGGAAGUACACCUAAUAUAUUAUCCGAUUCCGUGCGUGAAUUGAAGUACUGCAUCGAAGAUUCUGCUGGACUGAAUUACCGCGUGUUGCCAACUAGAGACGAAGGUGCAAAAGAACACAAAAGAUUAUUUUGGCAUUCGAGACAGCAGCAACCGCGAAUAGUGCAAGUCGAUGGACCGGCUGAUGCUAAUAGCGCCAGCGAGUGCAGUUCGCCGGAAUACAAUGCCGAGGAGAAAAAUCAAUGCGCGGAUCUAAAUCAUGCAUCCGAAUCGAUUCCGCAAUUGGAUGGCAUCAACGACGAACACGCGUCCGAGUGCGAAUCGAACGUGAAGGAUUUUGAUUUAUAUGCGCGAUCUCCAAAUUUUUUACACUCGAAACGUAUUCUCGGCUUCAUUAGAUCGCAUGUCUCCAGUAAUGUCGGCGAUAAGUUUCAAAAGGUGAGGAGCAACAGUGGAAAUCACGUGGUUGCUCCUAGCAGAUACAACACUUUGCAGUACGAGGCAGGAACUCUGUUCAAGGAGAAGAAUCUCAAAUUGAAUCUGCAAAUUCCUCAAGUGGAUGGCGCGGGCGACAUCUCGAGCGACGACGAAUGCGUUUCGUCGCAGCACGUCUCUGCUGCAAGAAUGAUUCAUACCCCGUAUGAAUCACCGCCAUUCGAGCACCAUAUCGAUCGACCUGUCACCUGCAAAAGAUGCUGCUGCACGUAUCGCACUCAGGAUAGUUACAACAGACAUUUAACCAACUGUGACAUCGUGAUUACUAGCGACAGCGAUUCCGACACCGUGGACAAUAAGGCAUCGCCAGAGUCAAGAUUCUCGCCGAGCAUGGGCUCGCCGUUUAUCACGCUUUCGCCAUCCGAAGGUCACACUCUGACGACCGAUUACACGGACAUCCAGGCGACGUCACCCAUCGAGGCGUCUGUGCCGUCACCUCGUCCGAGCAUCCAGAUCGAACCGAUCGCUCAGGCGAUCAUUACGCCGCAGAUCCAUACGGCACACGCCACGGUCGAGACCGUGCAUCAGACAGUAUUAACGUCCAAUGACGUGAUUGUGCAGACUCAGUACACUCGCAGAACUACCACCUUGCCGAAUGCAACAGUAUUACCUCCUCAGGAAAGCACGGUGCAAAUAACGGAGAUUACAGAUCCACCAUCCAUCUCCGGCGAUUCUAAUGUUACCGUGCACGGUAUGGUAAACACGCCAAUGAGUUCGCCGGACAGUACGAGUUCGCAGACUGUUCCCAGUCCGGAGAUAUCACCUAACUUGUCAUCCAUGGCCGUCCACACCGCUCACGAAUCCGCACAAGCGAACACGCAGGCAAUUUCUCGACUUUCCUCCAAAUCGAGAAAUCCACGGAUAACCAAGCCCAGGACUAAAAAUAUCAAGUCGCAACAGCAACAGCAGCAACAACAGCAACAGCAGCAUAUCUUGAAGAACGUUAUGCAAGCGCAGCACAAUGUCGCGCACAGAUUUCAACCGACGACAAUGCAGAGCAGUCACCCACCAGCGGUCAUCCAGCUGCAACAGACCGCCCAAAGGCCAACGGUAAUUCUUCAACAAGUGGCACCACCGGGAAUCAUGUCCGCUUACGUAGAAACGCUGCAACAGCAGUCGGGCCAAAACUUGCAGUACAUCACGACGAUUGGCGGUGGACAGCACGAGGCCAGCUUUAAACCGCAAUUAAUUGCUACGAAUUCUCUGUUACCGAGCACCACCUAUAUUCAGGCGCCAUCCGCUGACAAUCUAUUGACGCUGCAAAAUGGCGGUAUAUCGAUACUGCCGAGCGUGCAAAUCGCACCGACACAGCCCACAGUGCUGGGAACUAUCAUACAGCAACAACCUAGCGCGAUCCAGUGCGGCGUUAUAUCAUCGGAACAGUUGUUGCUGAGUUCUACGCCCACGCUGGAAAUGUUCACCGAUCCAACCGGCGGUAUGUUUGUGUCGAAUCAACCGAUGUACUAUGGUUUAGAAACAAUUGUCAGCAAUACGGUAAUGUCAUCUAGCCAGUUUAUGGCAGGCGCGGUACCACAAGUGUUGGCUAGCAGUUACCAAACAACAACUCAGGUGUUUCAAGCGUCCAAACUGAUGGAGCCUAUCGUGGAUGUGCAAGCUGUACCUACGGUAACGACGGUGCAAGCUGUACAAAAUGUAUCAGGCGUUCCAAACGUGUCCGGCGUGCCUAACAUUGCCGGCGUACCAAACGUUGCAAGUGUGCAGGGCGUAAGUGGUAUAUCGGCGGUGCCUAACAGUCGUAGUAGUGAAUCAACAAGCACCGCCACCAGUACCAGCACAUCACUACCACCAUCAUCAUUAAUACCGGUACCGCCAAUAUCGGUGCUGACACCAGCAACAGUUUCAACCCCAGCUUCGAUAUCGUCACCACAGGUAAAAGCGAUUGCGACACUGCCACAAAUCAACAUAUCCGUCGCGACUCAAGAACGAGCAUUCAAUGGCGUCACACCAUGCAAUGCCGUAUCACCGAUAUCGUGUCAAAACGCGGCCAUUGAACAAUCGAUGACAACGGUUCAAGUAGCGGAUGUGUGUCCGCUGAACGUACAGACUACCAUCGUCGCUGCGACGUCGCCCGCGAAAUUGUCACCUCCAGUGCUGUCACAUACGAUGUCGACGAUACCUCGCGUUGCGGUACGACCCAAUCCGGUCGCGCAAGUAAAUCACGGAUCCGCUUGGAAAAUCACCGAGCAUAUGUUUGAGCAACCGAUGAGUAACAGCGUGCGACCGUACUUUGAUUCGAAACACGUGUCAGAGAAUACCAGCAUGAUCAAGUCGAGCAUAUCAUCGUCCAAGAUACCGCCUCUACCGAAUCAUUAUAUUAUCGCGCAAAGAAAUACAAUUGUAAAUAAUAAGCCAAAUUACGAUAUAAAUAAUGUUCAUAAGAGCUGCGGUACCGUUGUACCGAGUACCAACUGCAUCGUGAACGGGAACGUAAACAGUAACAACUCGAUAGUAAACGUUAACUCUAUGCAGAACAAGAUAUCGAUGCCAACGAGCAAUAGCAUGCCGACCAGUCGACCAAUGAACAGAGUACUGCCGAUGCAAGCGGUCACGCCGAAGCAGGAUCCGGUCAAGAAGGACAAUUUGGCAAUUGAAGAACCCACGAAACCAGUAUUCAAGCCAGCCGAGCCAGAAAUUGCAGAAUCGAAGAAGGAAAUUAUCGAGGAGAUUACACCGAUCAAAGAAUCUGAGGGUACGCUCAACAUCAAAGACGGUAUCAAACUGAACACGGAGACUUUAGAAAAGGUAAAAGAGAAUCUCAAACUGGAGCUCGACAAGGAGAAGCUGCAAAAUACGUCGUUGAAGAUAGUGCUACAGAAACAGCUGCAAGAUGGUUCUUACAAGAUCACACGCAACAUGAAGGCGGCAGUCAGUCAGAGCAAGAAAGUAUCACCGCAAGUGACAUCUGUGGAGAUAUUACCGUCGAAGCAGGUGCCUCAGAUCGCGUCGCUGCAAUUACUACCGAUCAAAACAUUCACGCUCAAAACGAAUAAAGUCGACGAUAAGAUAAAGCCCAAGAUUGACGCAAAGAUGAACCUACUCAAGGCGAAGACGCCACCUAUCGCUGUGAAAAAACCUAGAAUAGUGACCAAGUCAAUCAGACCGGUGCGAAAUAAUCUGCAGCAGAAUUUGCAAAAUCAAAAGAAUUUCGCCAAGGGACCGAUCUUAAUGUACGAAAUCAAGUCUCAGGAUGGCUUCACCCAUACCGCCUCGUCCAUGGCCGAAGUCUGGGAGACGGUGUAUCAGGCAGUACAAAACGCUCGAAAAGCUCACAACUUGCCCCCGCUGCCUCACAAUUCCUUGUCCGAGGGUCUCGGUUUGGAGAACAACGCGACUGUUUACCUAGUUGAACAAUUGCCGGGAGUCAACCGAUGUAGCAAAUACAAACCCAAGUUUCACAUCCCACCGCCGCCGAAAUCUGGCGAGAUAGAAAACGAAUUGCCAGCAGCUUGCGACAAUGGGGCAGUUCGAGCGGAACCGUUCAAGGGCCGGAAAGUGCACGAUAUGUUCAGUUGGUUGGCAUCGCAGCACAGGCAACAGCCGAAAAUGAUUGCUAUAUCGGAGGCAGAGUCCAGACGAGUAGCGAGUACAAAUUUGCCCAUGGCAAUGCGUUUUAGAAUACUUAAGGAAACGUCAAAAAAAUCUGUCGGAGUAUACCAUUCUCACAUACAUGGUAGAGGAUUAUUUUGUUUGAGAGAUAUCGAGGCUGGCGAAAUGGUCAUUGAAUAUGCUGGUGAGGUUAUUCGAUCUUCCUUAACGGACAAGAGAGAAAAGUACUAUGACAGUAAAAACAUAGGUUGUUACAUGUUUAAAAUCGACGAUCAUCUAGUUGUUGAUGCCACUAUGAAAGGGAACGCAGCUAUUAUUAAUCAUUCGUGCGAGCCAAACUGUUACUCGCGAGUAGUGGAUAUUCUCGGAAAGAAACAUAUACUGAUCUUUGCUCUUCGUCGCAUCAUUCAAGGGGAAGAAUUGACGUACGACUACAAAUUCCCAUUUGAGGACAUCAAAAUCCCGUGUACUUGCGGUUCUCGCAGAUGUCGCAAAUACCUCAAUUGAGACUGCGUAUACAGCUUAUUCUAAGCAGCAGACCGAUGACAGAGAUGCAAAAUAUGUGCUAUAAUUGCGGGCGCGUGUAUGCACGUUUUCGAAUAGGAUUCGUUUUUAUUGAAUGUUGUUCAUUUUACUCAUCAUCAAACUAUUUUCAGAGAUUGCAGCUUUUUAU